This is a messenger RNA of Zychaea mexicana, 1914 nucleotides long. RefSeq lists its product as uncharacterized. Gene Ontology annotation, molecular function: protein binding. The transcript is spliced from 5 exons. Gene Ontology annotation, cellular component: cytoplasm. The record is from RefSeq and is a predicted model, not a curated record. Lineage: Eukaryota; Fungi; Mucoromycota; Mucoromycetes; Mucorales; Lichtheimiaceae. Bases 95 to 1903 code for a protein of 602 amino acids.
CUUUUCUCUUAUUCCCUUGGCCCCGCUCCCUUUUACACCUCUUCUCUCUCUCUCUCCCCCUCUCCUUCAACUUUUCCUUCAUUUCAAUACAAUCAUGAUUAAGAACCUCGGAAAACUAAAACAGUGGACGGGCGAACGUCUAGGAGCAGCAAAGUCUACGCUACAGACAGAAGACUUUCAACGGCUUGAAGCCGACACGGAACGCAAGCGUACCGGGUUUGAAAGAGUGUAUUCCGCGUCCGAGUUGACAUACAGCCAAUUAUCCAAGAAAAAACUGUCACCGGAAGACGGCAAGACCAAAGUGUACCCAUGUGAUGCCUUGGGCUCUUGCUUGAUGAAUCAUGGUGGGGCUUUUACGGAGGAUUCUCCUCUAGGGGCUGCAUUGGUGAGCUUUGGCCAAGCCGAAUCCAGAAUUGCCGUUUUGCAAGAAGACUUUUCUUGCGUGCUAAAGGAAGAUUAUAUGAGUACCUUGGAAGCUGGAUUGCAGGAGUACAAGGAAUAUCAGGCCCUCAAGAAAAAGCUGGAAUCAAGGCGUCUCGAUUAUGACUCCAAGCUGGGCCGAUUGCAAAAAGCGAAGAAGGAGAAACCAGAACUCGAGCAGGAAAUGCAGGCAUCCAAGCUCAAAUACGAGGAGACUGAGUACGAUCUUAUUCAGAAAAUGGUUUAUUUGCAAGAAUUUGAGGAUACACACUAUGAGACAUUACGCCGACUACUAGAAGCACAAUACAUGUACUAUAGCCGAGCCGCAGAACUGCUGGACGGUAUGCGAGCUAAUUGGGGUCAGGGCGGUAACCCCAUGGCAAGACCAGUUACACGCAGCGCUACUACAUUCAGUAGCAGCACAGUCAGUACCCCUCGAUCCUUUAAUAAUAACAGUAACAGUAAUAUGAAUGGCGGUGCUGGCGGCGACGACUACUUUGCGUAUUCCGAAUCGCCCGAUACCCAAACACCCGCACGAUCGCCAGGAAGUGCUCUAUCGUCUAUACAGCGCAGACUCAGCACGCGACAGGGUAGCGCUGACAGCUUGAACGUACAUCCGGCCGGUCCGAGACGGGUCUCGAGUUCUACUUCGAUUCGCAGCAGUACGAGCGAAAGAUCAGCCUCUACUCGACAACCUCCACCUAUGCCUCGACGCAAUCAACAAGCAACCACCAAACGUCGCAAGGCAAUGUAUGACUUUGAAGGAGAGAGCAUUGAAGAACUUUCAUUCCGCGCAGGGGAUGUCAUUACGGUUGUGGAGGAAGUGGAUGAAGGAUGGUGGCUUGGAGAAGUAGAGCACUUUGGACCCAAACGACGAGGCAUCUUUCCUGUCAACUACACAGAAGACAUUGUGGGCAACAGCAACAACCGCUCACCACCCAUGCCAGCACGCCCAUCGAUACCCCCCGCAGCAUCCAUUCAAGAGCAGCCAGACGAAGAGGAUGAGCCAAUGUAUUCUCGGGCGGUUGAGAACGACUCGCCUUUCAGUGACCAUGCAAUGACAGGAGCAGCAGCAGCAGCAUCUGUACCCAGUACGCCUGCAUAUGAACAACCAAGACCCUUUGCCACACGUUCAAACUCAGCAAGCACGAUGAGUUCACCACCACCGGCAUCUCGGAGCACCACGUAUGUUCCACUCGACACCAAGCCAAUGACCCCACCCAGCGCUGCGACAGCAUCCACACGAACGCCACCUCCUCCACCUGCGUCCCGCAUGUCGCCAAGCGUAUCUACCUCGUCAUCGACAAGAACUCCACCACCGCCCCCACAAGCCCAUGCACGCGCGUUAGCAAGUGUCACUCCUGCUGGUCUCGUGCAGCAGCAUGACAACGAACCGCCGUGCCAAGAGUGUGGAUGUACAGAUUUCAGUGCCAAUGUAUUUAAAAAGGGACACUGCAAGACUUGUUUCCAUAAGCAUCAAUAAAAGUUUAUCAU